UUUUCAGGAAGGGUGAUAAGAAGGUUCUACAGAGAGGAUGGGCUGCCUACUCCAGAACUGAUGCAGGUAGAAGCUGUGAUUGCCAAAGGCUUGGAGGCAAGUAAACAGGAUCUGAAAGAGAAGCAGAAGUUUCCACCAUGCAAUGCUGAGUGGAGCUCAACCAAGGGCAGCCGGUUCUGGUGUUCCCAAAAGAGUGGAGGAGUAAGCAGAGACUGGAUCGGCGUCCCCAGAAAGCUGUAUAAACCUGGUGCCAAGGAGCCCCACUGCGUGUGUGUGAGAACAGCUGGUUCCCCUAGUGACCAGAUGCUGGACAACCCUACACACAGAAAUCGUGGGGACUUGGACCGCCCCAACUUGGAGUUUGUAGGCUGCCCACGCCUAGCCACCACAUGCUCCUUCCCACUCUCAGCUGGUGCCCUUUAUGCUGAUGACCUACAGAGAACCCUGCCUAGAACCUGAUGCCUCUGAACAAAGCAGUGACUUAAAACUCCAAAGAAACAAUGCUGCUACGUAAGCACGCGUCAUGGUCCUAUUUGAUGCCGUCAUCCCACAGUGAGCACCAGCUGCACAGCCUGGAAGCCAAGGUGAUCAACCCAAAUGUGUGCCUGCAGUUUCUGCCCAGCUACUGCCCUCCCCCUUGGUUCACAGGCAUCUCCACAUACACCUAUCUCCACAUACCUGCCAAGGACAGGUCUUUAACUCGACUCCCUAGCUACAGAAAGCCAGUGUUGUCAGUUGUAACCCACUGAUACAUUAUUUAUGCCACACAAAAAAAGGAACUGUACAGGCAAUGAUCUUCCAAAGAAAGUCUUUAAGGCAUCUAUGAUAACUUCUGGGAAUUCAGUAAGUGUUUAGUUUGUAUAUUGUCAAACAAUCAGCUGCUCACUAAAUUACUUCCACAGAAUGAGAAUGUGGUUUCAAACCCCUACAGAAAGCUCCUCUGCUUUCUCCUCUCCCCAGGUGGGUGUGGGGAGCUUUGACGCUUCACAUUAGGGGUGGCUGUGCUUGCCAGUCCCAUGCCUCGUUCUUCUGUGGCUUGUCCAGAGGGAAGCAAU
Messenger RNA from Manis javanica (Malayan pangolin), 1055 nucleotides. Lineage: Eukaryota; Metazoa; Chordata; Mammalia; Pholidota; Manidae. The record is from RefSeq and is a predicted model, not a curated record.